Tilletiaria anomala UBC 951 is the source of this 3259-nucleotide messenger RNA. RefSeq lists its product as uncharacterized. NCBI's taxonomy places the organism in Eukaryota, Fungi, Basidiomycota, Exobasidiomycetes, Georgefischeriales, Tilletiariaceae. Bases 331 to 3174 code for a protein of 947 amino acids. The transcript is spliced from 2 exons. Gene Ontology annotation, molecular function: protein binding. The record is from RefSeq and is a predicted model, not a curated record.
AACGAGGGGACCUUGACUGCUGCGCACGCGAGCCGAGGAUCAAAUACUAUGCAUUCCACGCUUGAUAACAAGCCCUUCUCGCAGCCUGUUCUACGGAAGAUACGGAAUAGCGAGCAAGCGGGCAAACCUGUUGAGAAUUCUUCCGCACCUCUAGCUAGCUUCUUGCUCCUUGGCGCUUUCGUUCUUCGGGUCGCGAAGCCUGCCAGGCGGCUAACUCGCCCUUGGUACCGCCGCAUGCGACCGAUGUGAUGCUUACCAGGGAUCGCUUUUUUCAGCGGCAGCGGACCAAAUCACUUCUAUAAUAGGCAAGCUUCACGAAAGGGGGCAACAAUGAUACCACCAAUCACUGACGCUGCUGACGGGCAAAGCAGUGGUGUCAAUGGCAAAGCUUGCAGUGAUAGUAGCUCUAUCAGCGUCGCACUGCCGCCGUCGGACGUGUCAAGCAUAGACACUUCGGCGCCUUCAAGCUCUGCAUGUUGGACAUUCGAACAUGGCGGCUCCGAAGAAGCAAGUUCGACAGUUCAGACCUCAGAAACCUCCUUCGAAGGACUAGCGACGCCUUCCACUUCGAUUUCUGCGCAUUGUCGUGCUCCUCCUCCACUGUCCAUCCCGCUGAUCGUCAAGUGCUCGUCGGACAAUCGCCUAAAGCGCCUCCGCUUCCCUUGUCAUCGAUCUGUCACGUACCACGACUUUCGAGCGAGGAUUGCGCGCUCUUUUCAGCUCCUGGAUGACUGGAGCCAUCGGAUGGACCUCUCAAGCGCUCGUAGUGGGGGUCAUGAUGCACACAUCAACGGGUUUGCUGAUGGCAGAUCGGAGUACAGCCCAUCCUCAAGCUAUUGCGAGCAUCAUGCGUCAUUAACCUCAUCCUCUUCCAUGCAUGACUGUGCAGGGCAUAUACGACCAAACGACCACCCGGGUCGCAGUCGCACCACGUUUGACAUAUCCUACACGGAUGACGACGGCGAGGAGUGCGAGAUUAGCUCCGAAGACGACUUGCAAGAGGCGAUCGCGUACUUUACACCGUCCACCCUCGAUGAAGCCUUUUCAAGCGAAUCUUCGACUUCAUUUCCAUCACAUCUGCGUAGGGAGGAGCAAAAUCAACAGCGUUUCGUGCAGAUGAAGGUUGUCGCGCGGCUCCGGACCGCCAUCACCCUUUCUGACUGGGGUACAGACUUGGACCUGGAAAGCGAGGUGGGCAGCUUGAUCAAUUCUUCAUAUAGUGGAUACAGCUCCUACAGUUCGCAGCACGAACACGCUAGGAUGCACAUAUCGAACGGUCACGCCCGCGCUCAGAAAGACCAAUACGCGGACGGUAGCCGCUCUCCUAGCGGUGGGAGUAUGGGUGUUUUGAGCCACGGCAGCUAUAGCGGCUACAACAGUAGCAGUAUCGUUACGUUUGGCUCGCAGUCACCCUCUAUUUCUGCCUCAGCAACUUCUUCACUCAGAAAGGAUUCUAACGAGCAGCGAUAUAGGAACCAAAUACAAAGCGAACGCGAUCCGCGUCAGCGACUGCACAACGAGCAUGCGCGCGAGGACGACCAGCACUUACAUCGCAUCAGGAAGACGAACCAGCCACAAUACCAGCGUCAAGUGCGCUUCAACGAAGAGGAGCUGGCGUCUGCGAAAGGUGCUGAGGGACGCGAUGCGGACCUCGACAGUCUACACUACUCUGAUUUACACAUGCUUGGCUCGGGCGAGGAGAGCGAGGGGGAAGGUGAGGGAGAAACCUCCAGCAGCAGUGAGAGCGGUGGCGAAGGCGAUCGGUCGUCGCAUUCGGAUGAAGCUGGUGCCCCGUUCCAAAGUUUUCCCUCAAAUCGUUCGAAUAUGUCUGCUGCGGAUCGAUUUCGCAUAGAUUGGCGACGCAGGCGCAGCGAGCCGGCUCAAGUCUGGCAGGGCGGUCUGAACGAGCGCAAACUCGGAGAUAUGCCGCUGCAGUUGAACGGACACAAGCCUCACGCUGGGAAGAAACACGUGUUGACUGAUACUCCGUCAACAGCAGUAGCGCCAGCUGUUACAGAUGGGCUUCCACGAGUCAGAGCAAAAUCAGAGCCGGGGCGCUCUACCAAGGAAGCGCAGUCCUCAUCGCCUUGCCUCUCCGCCACAAGCUUGUUGUCGGGGCAGGUUGACCCUUUCUUGACGUUCGACGAGGGCCUCUCGCAGCUCGGCAGGCGGUCCGAUGCGGACACGCAGUCCGUCCAGCUGUUCGGCAGCGGACUUGAUCCGCUCGAUUUGGAUGACGAUGCAGGCGAGGAAUCGGACGACUCGCGCGGGACCAUUUCGCGCAGUGGUGGAGGCGGGAGCAGGCCAGCGAGUCGCGGAGAGAUCCAUCAUCGCGGACAGGGAAGGCUCAGAUCCAACGCAGCUGGGACCAGCGGCAGUAAUAUCGCCCCAGAAGGCGUGGUGCGAGGACCCCUUAGCGAGCCGCCGCAGCAGAAGUACAGCGACGAGGAUAUGCGCUUGCUGCAGAUCAUGCAGCAAAAGCCCUGCCGCAUGGCUGCUGUGGCCGUAGUUAAGGCCGAAGGAACUGGAAUCGCUUUGGACCUCAUAGCAGAAGAUAGGCCGGACGAGUGCUCGUGUCGAUGUUCAAUCUGUUCGACGCCAUUCCAAGCCGACUCGCUGCGUUACGUCUGCGACACUUGCGGACCGCGCAGGGCGUCGCUUUCCGCUUCGUCUGCUACCUCGAUGGCUGGUUCGAGCGGCGAACAGCCUCAAGUGGCUGAAGAUGGAUGGGCAGGCGAGAGACUGGUAGGCGAAGGGCAGCAAUCCACGCCGACAUCGCGAGCCUCUGCAUGUGUACGCGAUGACUUGAUGGACGACUUGCCUUCUGCUUGGUCUCAGAGUCAGGUGUGCGAAGUAAGUUCUGUCAUUCCUGGUGUCUUUGGGGAUACCUCUCACGAAACAGAAGAAGCAGUUCAGGCAUUGAGGGAAGGACACGAUGGUGGAGAAGGAGGAGAAGGAGAGAGAGGUGAUGACGUGUUCACUCGUGCACGACGUUCGAGCAACACGUCGUCUGCGCCGCAGAUCGAAGGCUGUGAGCUGUGUCUCGUUUGCAUCGCCGAGCACGGGUCCAAGCAUGUCGCUGAGUACGCUACUCGGAACGAGAAGCGGCACACCUUCUUCGAGCUAGUAUAUCAGGACGGUGUUUGGAGAUCUGUCGGUGAAAGAAGAGGGUGACGCAGUCUGCGAGCAAUGUGAACAGGACACGUGGCUGGGGGGACGCUUUAAGUGCUCACAAUGCGACAAGUAUCAGCUUUGCGGC